Molecule: messenger RNA, 351 nt
Organism: Gongylonema pulchrum
Lineage: Eukaryota; Metazoa; Nematoda; Chromadorea; Rhabditida; Gongylonematidae
Source: the annotation of a GenBank genome assembly
AUGUUGUGGAAGCGCGCGAAGGGUCGUUAUGCGGAGCGAUGCGGAGCGGUGAUGACGAUCAGCCUGGCCACCUAUGUGUGUGUGGUACUGUUCGGCUCCACUUCCUGGCUCUGCACCAAUGCUGUGUGGAUGGAGCUGCCGCUGCUUACCGCUAAACUGCCGGAGGCGUGGAGUCUACCGUCCUACCUGGUGGUUGUCGUACAGGCGGUAAUGGUUUGCCUCUGGGAUGAUGAGGCGUGCAGGGCAUUUUCUGAGUAUCCAGCAAGCUGUGCAUUUGCCUUGCAAAUCAGGGGACUGGUGAAUUUGCCUGCACACUUCUGCAGUGACUUUCUUUAUGCGCAAAAUGCUUGA